UUUAUCAGUCUGUCUUGGCGGGUGGAUUAAUUGCAUAUCAGCCUGCACUGAUAGGUUAUCGGUCCGAAGGGAGCUGCACGGGUGGGCAGGGAGAGGACUGGCAGUGCUCGCCCUACCCUCGGCAGACAGACACGCACCGCCCCAGCGCCUCGCCGGCCACCAUGACGACCAGCGGCACCAUCGCCCUGCUGUGCGCGCUGUGCGCCCUCAGCGCCCUGCCGGCACACGCCAGGGUGUUCGACGUGCGGCCAGUCGGCGACGAUGUCAACCCCUACUGCCUGACGUGCGUCGUCACCGAAGAGACUAAGGAUCGCUACCAGCUGAUCCGCGGGGACGACGAGGUGAAGCAUUGCACGGACCACCUCUACUGUGACUGUGUGGAGCACAAGCAGCUGAAGUGCACAGGAAUCAUGAGUGCGUGGGAAUCGUUAAAUCCGGACAAACAAGAGUGUGCACUGGGAUUCAGCUGCGACAACUGGCUGCGUGAUCACCCUACGACCGCGGCUCCAACGUCCACCUCGCCUAUGACUCCUACGACCACCCCGACUGGCACUCCUGCGACCGGCUCGACUGGCACUCCUGCGACCGGCUCAACUGGCACUCCUACGACCACCCCGACUGGCACUCCUGCGACCGGCUCGACUGGCACUCCUGCGACCGGCUCGACUGGCACUCCUGCGACCGGCUCGACUGGCACUCCUGCGACCGGCUCGACUGGCACUCCUGCGACCGGCUCGACUGGCACUCCUGCGACCGGCUCGACUGGCACUCCUACGACCGACUCGACUGGCACUCCUACGACCGCCUCGACCGAGGCCCCUACGACCAAGAGCCCUCCGCGUCCGGCGCCCGGGACUACGGCGAAACCGAACAGCGCGUGGACCAACAGGGCGACUGCCCUUACCGUGGUGUGCCUCGCGGCACUGGCAGCGCUCUGAGAGAGACAGGCGUGAGGUCGCUGUGAUAUAGGCUGUGCGAUGGAGUUCUGAGGUCACUACGUACGUAACGUAGAUUUAAGUCAAAACGCAGAGGUGUAGUGUAGAAGGAGGGAAGUGUGGGGGGGGGGGAUGAUUGACGAAGAGAGAGUCGGAAAGGGGGAGUGAUAUCUAGUAUUCUCUACAAUUUAAAGUGUAUGUUGCGCGAACUGCUAUUAUUUAAGUGUCAAAACGACAGUUUACUCAAAAAGACACGCGAUCAUUUAUAGUUUUGUUGGGCAGCGUGUGUAGAAUUUAUUUCACCAAUUCAUAUUUAGUAUAUAUUAAGUAUUAUAGGCUAUUAGACUUGUUGUAAAGUUAUACGGCGACGGCGAACUGAUUAAUAAUUGUUUCCAUAACAUCUUCUCUUGUAAUAAUGAAUAGAAUAAAAGAGCUCUCAGUAAACUGUAA
Frankliniella occidentalis (western flower thrips) is the source of this 1385-nucleotide messenger RNA. Its product is annotated as threonine-rich protein-like. Bases 162 to 938 code for a protein of 258 amino acids. The transcript is spliced from 3 exons. The record is from RefSeq and is a predicted model, not a curated record. NCBI's taxonomy places the organism in Eukaryota, Metazoa, Arthropoda, Insecta, Thysanoptera, Thripidae.